GCUCCUGUAGUUAAAAUUCAAAAUUUUACCGUUUCCGUCCUGGUUGUCCGUUGGAAAAUGCAUCGUCGUUGUAUAAUCUGUGGCCAGGAGCCGGGCGAGCAGUGCGUCUACCCGCGCAACAUGUCGGAGGCUCGCCGGUGGCAGAACUUGGCCAACCUCAGCAGUUUUGACGUCGACCCCGAAUCGCUAUGCCGGCACGGAUGCGUUUGCGCCUCCCAUUUGGAUGGCCACGGAUCAGGUUCGGAAUCGGAGAGCUCGUCUCGUGCUGCUGGCAGGGCAAGGACUCAAGCUGGCCUGCAGGAAUGGAGCAGGUGGAGCUCUUCGGCAUCGGACGCUGGCCAUGGCUAUUCCAUCAGCAAAAAGACUAACGAGCGGAUCCAGAACCAAAGCAAACAGAGUCUCGGCUCGGAGAGGCAGGAAUUCAGCAGCGCGAACAGAUGUACGAAUGGUUGCUGUCGUUUUCGAAACACCUGCAACAGCAUGUUCCAGGGCAAUACAUACACCCAAAUGGGACAGAAGUAUCCCAAUCCACAAACAAGGGCCACAAACUUAGAGAACAAAAAUAAUCCACCUAUGAAAUUAAGCCCAAGGGUAAAUAAACCGACCUUUGGAGCUGUAAACUGCACCUGUGAUGGAUGCACCUGUAGUUUCUGUCCAGUGCAAGGGAUCAAAAAAGCGGUAGCCCCUCUAGAAGAGGAUUCAGGCAGCCAACAAAGUAUAAAUAAAGAGUAUAAAGAAAGAAAGGAUAAUUCCAAAGGCAGCCCAAAAAAACAGAGUUCCUGUGAACGUCUCACUUGUCCAGCUUUCAGGACAACGGACAUAAAAACUGUAGCAGAUGAUUUCCGCAGUAGCCCGAACUACCCGGUAUCGCCAACUUCACGAGGUAACAACAAAAUUAAAAGUUCGAUGAACCAGCAGAAUACGAAGAAAAAGCCGGAGCUGAAGAGCGAAUGCUGCCAGACGUGCAUCACCCAGCAAUUGAAGGAUCAGGAAGUGCAGUGCUCAACGGUGACGCUGCAGACUCAGAGCUCUUCGCCUGUUAGGCGAACCAAGAUGACCGGCUCGUUCAGCCAUCAAACUGGAAGCUCAGCGACAGGUUUAUCUGGCGGAUACACCAAUAAUUCGAAUAACUUUACUUGUGGCGGCGGCGAGAGAAGAACUUCAAAUGCAAUCAACGUGCUGCUUAUGAACGGCACCCGGAAUAAUGACUAUGAAGAUGGGUGCUGCUCUCCGGCGAAGCAACGUCCCAUGGCGCCGCCUCCAGAGAUUUGCGUUCAAGAGUCCGAUCUGACCGAAAAUGAUGAGCGAGCUGUGUUCCCGGAAAUCGACAAGCCCAAUUACAGAGUUUGUCGAUCCUCGAACGAGACCAAUGUUCUGGUCCUGGAGGAGAGUCCUUUGAAUGAUUGCAGCCCCAACCCAGGGCAGGAUGCGAGUACACUAGAUAGCAAGACGAAGAGUAAUUUUGAUGCUCAACAAAACGCCAACGAUAAUAAAGAGCAACAUAAUAGUUUUCUAAUCAACUGGCUUGAGUCCCCGGCCACGAGUAACUUCACCAAGGUUCUGGAACUGCAGAGAUCUCGCAUCAAGGAGCUGGAGAAUCUGCUGGAGCAGCACAGCCUUCUGCAGCAGACAAUCCAGCACAAGGUUGCGGAGCUGCAGUGCACAGAUAUACCGGAUCCUAAAAAUAUAUCUAAAUCAUAAACCAAAUCUAGUGCGCAUAUCUCUGAAUAAAUUUUGUUGGUUUUC
Molecule: messenger RNA, 1746 nt
Organism: Drosophila melanogaster (fruit fly)
Lineage: Eukaryota; Metazoa; Arthropoda; Insecta; Diptera; Drosophilidae
Exons: 1
Coding region: 58-1701 (547 amino acids)
Source: RefSeq, marked reviewed